Gekko japonicus is the source of this 1694-nucleotide messenger RNA. It is a transcript of the gene PSTPIP2, whose product is annotated as proline-serine-threonine phosphatase interacting protein 2. Gene Ontology annotation, biological process: actin filament polymerization. The transcript is spliced from 14 exons. Gene Ontology annotation, molecular function: actin filament binding. Gene Ontology annotation, cellular component: cytoplasm; actin filament; plasma membrane. The record is from RefSeq and is a predicted model, not a curated record. NCBI's taxonomy places the organism in Eukaryota, Metazoa, Chordata, Lepidosauria, Squamata, Gekkonidae. The annotation marks the transcript as partial.
AAUACAGACUUGAUCAGCACAGCGGGCUAUGACGGUAUCACCCAGCAUAUGAACGAUGGCAGGAAGAACUGCAAGGAAUAUGAAGACUUUUUGAAGGAAAGGGCCGCCAUAGAAGAAAGAUAUGGGAAGGAUCUUCUUGGAUUGUCGAGGAAGAAACCCUGCGGGCAGACGGAGCUGAACACCCUGAAAAGAGCCCUAGAUGUUUUCAAGACCCAGGUGGAGAGUAUCGGCCAGAGCCAUAUCCAGCUGGCCCAGGUGCUCCGGGAAGAAGCGAAGAAAAUGGAAGACUUCCGGGAGAAGCAAAAAUUCCACCGUAAAAAGAUUGAGCUGAUAAUGGACGCUAUUCAUAAAAACCGGAAUCUGCAGUACAAAAAAACCAUGGAAGCAAAGAGACUCUAUGAACAGCGGUGCCGGGACAAGGACGAGGCGGAGCAGGCAGUUCACCGUAGCACCAAUCUGGUCACCCCGAAACAACAAGAAAAGCUCUUCGUAAAGUUGGCACAGACAAAGACAGCCCUAGAGGAUUCAGACAGGGUGUACCAGAUGAAUGUCGCGGCUGUGGAGAAGGUCAGGGAAGAAUGGCAGAGCGAGCACAUCAAGGCUUGUGAGUUCUUCGAGAGCCAAGAGUGCGAACGGAUCACCUAUUUCCGGAACGCCCUCUGGCUCCACGUCAACCAGCUCUCCCAGGAAUGUGUGAAGAACGACGAAUGUUACGAGGAAGUGCGGAAGAGCUUGGAGACGUGCAGCAUCGAGAAGGACAUCGAGUGCUUCGUGAGCAUCCAUAAAACGGGCACUCUCCCGCCAACUCCCGUGACCUAUGAAAAUUAUUAUAACAGCCAGAAGUCGGCAGCCCCGGGAAGAAACCAAGCCCCCCCAGCACCAGGAAUGGGGAGGAGGCCACGGUUACCAGUACCCUCCGGUGGACCAGGAGACCCUGAAUACUCUACUGUCGAUGGUUACAGUUUAAUACAGCAUCACUAAUCUGAAAAGAAUCUGAAGCCUUUUUGCCCGACCACACCUCCGUGAGAGGGGGGAAAGCAAAGAGCGAUCUGUAUAAUGUUAUCGAAACCUGAGGUUUCCCUGCGAAUGUGAUUUCUCCUUGGCCGGACUCAUUCUCUUUCUUACGACUAUAAAUGAUGCAGUUUGCGCACGACGAAAGAUAUGCGGGAGGCAGAAGACCAGCCUUAAAAACUAUUAAGGACAACCAAAUGCCCCAGACUGAAUUUUGAUUUAAAAAAAAAAAUUCCCCAGGAGGGAACCUCAUCAAUUACUGAUCGGUGGAGUACGGCCUCUAGAAUGCUACGUCUGGAGACGGAAAUCCAGGCUCAAAUCCUUACCUUGCUGUGAACCUGGCUGAAUGCUCUCAGGCAAAUUCUUAUGUCUCGCCUACCUCACAGGGUUGUUGUGCGGGAGAAAUGAGAUACACCCCCCACACCAGGUAUAUUGUCCUGAGCUCUUUGAAGGAAGUGUAGAAUUUAACUGGGGCAACUACAGAUGCUCGAGCAGGGGAGAGGCAGUCGUUUUGGCCCCAGUACUGACAACACAGCAUCUACCUGUGACGAAGUUGGUGUGUGGGCAAAACAACCAUGGAAUGCCUGCCUCCAGGUGGAAACAAGUUAUAUAUAUGCAAAGGAACCAGGGUCUGAAUCAGAAGUAAGGAAACGAUAGAGCCGAACCGUGCGAAAUGAUUUGUA